AAUCGCAUGAUUAAUGGCUACUACCGAAAUACAAGCGAAACUCAGCGAGUCUACUAAAAAACAUGACGAAAUUAGGGACUGCAAACUUAUGGAAAGCGAUUCGACAACGAACGAAUCGAACGUAGUUACGGAAUUUUGUAAUCUUCUCGAAGAAUCAAGACAGUUGUUUCAGAGUUUAAGGGAUAUUCCACAAUUUGGACACAAAAAUUGGCAAGCACAGUUCGGAAAGACUUUCGCCACUUACUCCAAGCUUUGGAAGUUCCAGCAAGAAAAUCGAUCGGUUUUGGAUAAAAGAUACAACUUGAAAAGAUGGCAAAUUGGUGAAAUUGCAUCGAAAAUAGGACAACUAUAUUAUCACUACUAUUUGCGAACAAGUGAAUCAAGCUAUUUGCAAGAAGCAUUCUCGUUCUACAUGGCCAUAAGAUCUCGUGCUUAUUACACUAACGCAAGUAAAUUUGGAACGUCGGAUUUGAUGGUGAAAAAACUGCGUUAUUACGCAAGAUUCGUAGUCGUUUCCCUCCUUUUAAACAAGAUGAAUUUUGUCAAGGAAUUAGUAGAGGAGUUAAAGCAAUAUAUAGACGAGUAUACCACGAUCUACGAUCCAACGGACGAAGAGGAUUGGAGACUGGUAGUGAGUGAAGUGACGUCAUUCAUUGAUUCAGCAUCUAUCGUGACUGUAAUGAAUGGAGAUAUGACAGCACGAACUUUAUGUCAUCGUUUACAUUCUGAGGAAAAUCAAACGUAUUGCUUUAAUGAGUGGCGCUUACAUGCAUUACAAGAAAUCAUCAUUGUUAGUAAUAAAGAAAAACAAAUAAAAUUUAACGAAUUGACCCUCGAUAUGUUUCGCAUGUUGCAAGUACUGGAACGAGAACCGGAAGAAAUCCAAGGAUCAUCGUUGGAAAACUCCUCGGAUUUUAAUAAACGGAUGAAAAGUGAGCCAGCAGCUUCGAAGAGAGCAAAUCCUCACAAAUAUUUGUUUUACAAACCAACAUUUACUCAACUGUAUACAUUUUUAGCCUCAGGAUUUAAGGAGUUACCUCAUAAUGCAGUCAUGUUGAUCUACAUAUCUGCAGACGGUUGUCGACCAGAGAAGAUGAAAAAAGAUGAUGGUCCGUAUAGGGAUGGUGGUGUUAAAAUGUCGACACACAAACCAGCACAUGAUGAUACUGUAUUAAACAAGAAAAACAAUUUAAACGAGAUCAAUGCUGUGUAUCCAGACGAUUUGAUGCCGUUUACAAGAAAAGCAAUGCUACUGAUUGUUGAUAGUGAAACGAGCACGUCAUUUAAGAGAUUAUCGAGUAUGUUUGGUCAGCCAUUUGUAACCCUUAUGUCACCAUGCAAAAUACCUGUAACAUUAAACGAUACAAGUCGUAAUGGCAAUCUUUUCACACUGUUUUUACACAACCCGAUGGUUGCGUUCUUGUAUGUGUGUAAUAUCAACAUUGUUCAAGGCGACUUAUGGGAUCAAUGUUGUCUUAAAUUCAAAGUAUUUGAAGGAGAGUGGAUGAAACUGUUCAAAAAACUAUCUAAAGCUAUUGAUAUCUCUUUCAAUCAACUUAUUGAAGAUGAAUUUUUAUCUCUGAUGAUUAGGAGAUUUGCUUUUUCAUACUAUGUUAUGAGACAGCACAAAGCUUUUAAAGGAGAGGAAUAUUAUCCUAGUUGUUCGCCAUAUUUGCCCUCCACACUAAUGGAAAACGAUGAACUGCGGUUGCGUAUCUUAACGUUGGCAUCUUUGGUGGAUGUUCGAGCAAUCUUUUAUGAGUUAGACGAUGUUUCUACGACGAAUAGUUGAAAAUAUAUUUAUCGUCAAUUCGCAUAAGAUUUUUCUUCUGGAAGAAAUUUUUUGCGUUGUCAAACUUUCAUUUAUUUGGAUGGAUACAGUGAUGCGCAUACGUUAAUUCAAAAUUUGACUGAAUUUAUUUAAGAGUACUUUAGAGCAAUGUAUGAAGAAUAAAAACCACAACACGUACGA
Molecule: messenger RNA, 1972 nt
Organism: Xenia sp. Carnegie-2017
Lineage: Eukaryota; Metazoa; Cnidaria; Anthozoa; Malacalcyonacea; Xeniidae
Product: protein SCAI-like
Exons: 16
Coding region: 14-1792 (592 amino acids)
Biological process (GO): DNA-templated transcription
Cellular component (GO): nucleus
Molecular function (GO): transcription corepressor activity
Source: RefSeq, a predicted model, not a curated record